AUGGUUGCCAGGUUUAUCGGCAGUGUGUUAAGAAUUGUGAUACCCGAGACUAUUGAUUACCACAUCGCCUCGAUGCACAAGAUGGAUGUUGCUAGACCAAAGCGUCUGCGAGCCCAUAUAGCGACUGCAGUCAAUGAUAAAGCUACUGCCAUAAUAUGGAGCUGGUGCAAGAGGCGGCCGGCUAUCCAUGACGAUUACUUGGCGAGUUUCAACCGACCAAACGUGGCACUCCUUAGCACCGGUGGAAAGGCAGCGUAUAAAUUUAUCACAUCCGAUAUUGUCGCAAACGGAACACUAUGCGAAGUUGAUGCGCUUCUUUCCUCGCGACUGGCUUUUCAGUUUGUAUGGAAGAUACGUCGCCUUCAGUCUAAAGACACUAGUGCACUCGUCAUUGAGCCGUCCAAGCAAGCGACAGAUGAGUACACGGAUGAGGUCCAGAAGAAAGCUUUGUGGUUUUUCGCCAUGGCUACAUGCACUCCAGGUUGGUUCAAUGGUGAAGGCCAGGGGGUAUUUGAUCAUCCAUCACCGGAGGAGCAAGCCACCCGCUCGUGA
Messenger RNA from Truncatella angustata, 552 nucleotides. RefSeq lists its product as uncharacterized. The transcript is spliced from 2 exons. The record is from RefSeq and is a predicted model, not a curated record. Lineage: Eukaryota; Fungi; Ascomycota; Sordariomycetes; Amphisphaeriales; Sporocadaceae. The coding region runs from base 1 to 552 and encodes 183 amino acids.